Gasterosteus aculeatus aculeatus (three-spined stickleback) is the source of this 3924-nucleotide messenger RNA. It is a transcript of the gene shisa9b, whose product is annotated as shisa family member 9b. NCBI's taxonomy places the organism in Eukaryota, Metazoa, Chordata, Actinopteri, Perciformes, Gasterosteidae. Gene Ontology annotation, cellular component: postsynaptic membrane; postsynaptic density; dendritic spine membrane. The record is from RefSeq and is a predicted model, not a curated record. Gene Ontology annotation, biological process: regulation of AMPA receptor activity; regulation of short-term neuronal synaptic plasticity.
GGACUUAAUACAACACAAGUUGUAUUGUAACCCCCGCUCCCCUCUCUCGCUCUGUGUGUGUGAUCGACUGUAGCAGCCGUUUUGUUUUGUUUUUUUGUUUUUACUCAAGGAGACCAAAGUUCUAGCGCGCACUGCGCCUUUUACGCACAACAGUGUCUCGUCUACCCGGGAGAUGCGCGCGGACUCGUGAGGGCUUCUCGGCGCGUCAGCAGCGGGGGCACCGAGUGAGCGACGAUGCGGGGCACGCAGCUGCUGCUCGGCUGCUUCCUAGUGGAGAUGAGGGCGUGCCGCGCGGAGGGCGAGCCGGGUCAGGCGCGCGACCAACUCACGCCGGCGGCCGGGUUCAACGACUCAGACGGAGGGGGGCGCGGGGUCACGGAGAGCCCCCACGUGGAGGACCGGUGCCGCGGCUACUACGACGUGAUGGGCCAGUGGGAUCCGCCGUUCCUGUGCCGGACGGCCGACUACGUGUACUGCUGCGGCAGCUGUGGCUUCAGGUUCUGCUGCUCGCUCAGGAGCUCCCGGCUGAACCAGACCAACUGUAAGAACAACGACACCCCGCCCUCGAUGAUGACGGGGAGACCCCCGCCGAAAGCGGACGUGGCGCUGGACGCCGCGAAGGAUAAAACCAACCUCGUCGCGUACGUGAUCUGCGGGGUCGUGGCCAUUGUGGCACUGGUGGGGAUUUUCACCAAGCUGGUUUUGGAAAAGACGCACCUUCCGCACCGGGGAAACAUGUCACGAGCUCUUGCACAUGUUAUCCGACAUCCUGCCUCAGAACAUACGGACGACAUUGGACUUGGCCAGCACUACGAGAACAUGCAGACCCGCGUCUCAGCCAACAGCCUCCAUAGCAACCAGAUGAACAACAUGGCUCAGGCAUCGACUCUGAUGACACAGCUGUACCCGGCCGUGGGGAGGAUUCCCAGCCCCUACGAACAGCACCAGCCUGUCAAGGACCCCAACAAGUACGCCACGCUGAAGGCUGUGGAGAACGACGGCUUCUACAGCAACCGGCAGCAGGUGAUGGCGAUGACAACCAAGGGAAGCCUCCCCACGGAGGCCGUGGACACGGAGCCGGAGCCGAGCAAUCCUUACAGCCCCCCCAGGCAGGUGUCCGCCAAGCAGGACGCACACAAAUACAAAAGCCCCAAGAGCCACAGCACCCAGUCGCUGUCCUACGGCCCGGCCGCCGCCGCCGCCGCAGCCGCCGCCGCAGCCGGGGGGCUGAGACCCUGGGGGAGCAGGGACGCGCUGGGGCUGCGGCAGGGCUACGGCCCCAAGAAACUCUGCAUCCUGGACGAGGAGCUGCACGCCGCCCGCUACAUGCCGCCACAACCGUACUUUGUGACCAACAGCAAGACGGAAGUGACAGUAUGAGGGACUUGAGGGACUGACAGGUAGACGUGUACUGUAACAGGAGUCCGUGUCACUCAGUGAUCCACGAGGAGGUUCACAGCGAUCAAAAUGUUGUCAUCGAUAAACGUAUAAUCCAGCGGCUAAAGCAAAACACAAAAGUUACACAACUCUCAUAUACCAGACAUGUGACACGUACAGUGCUAUCGCCAAUAGUAACGGAGAAAUUAUUGGACCUUAAGAUUUGUCUAAAUGCAACUCUGUAUGUAACCCUUACAACAAGACCACUUUCUCAAUGAGUUCGUCUGGAGACAAAUUUCAACCCUAACCCAUUGUGGAAACUUUGUAAAUUAAAACAAAAUGACAUCGUACUGUUUAAACAACAUGACCACUUGGUUACAUUUAGUAAAACAUCAUUGUUUGGCUUAAAAAAGGACUUUGCAAAUGUCAAAGUUCACUUUUGGUUUUCAUCCACCCACAACUCCUCUUUACAUUUCAUCCAACAAUAACUUACUCAAGUUUGUUUUCAAAUGCUGCACAACCGGAGACCCCCUAAGUUUAUCAUUCAUUCUUUCUAAAAAGAAUUAAAGGGGAAUCAACAUCAAGUGUUGACAAAAAAUGAUUUCAAUUUAAAUUUGUGAAUGCAACAUUACUUUUUUCACUAACCAAAUGCAUCCUACUGAUGGACACAUUCGUAGGAGCAGCAGCAGUGUUGAAGCGGUGUGGCGUUUGUGUAAUAGUGCCUCUCGUCAGUACCAGCAUGUGUGUGGUUGCCAGUAUCAUCGCAGUGAUUGGGCCCACUGGUCCAUUGAGCCCAACAAGAGAAGUCAUUUUCAGUGUGACGACGGAGGCUCAGAGUUCACAGCAAAAGUUAAAAACUCUCAGCUUUUAUAAAAAGAAAAUUUACAUGAUUCAAGUCUCACAUUGGUCGAAUGUAUCUGGGCCGGUCAGUCUGGAACCAGUGAAACCAGUGGAGCAGUAGCAGCAGCCGUGUCCAGUGUUGGGAAGUUAAAGCUUCGUGAGCUUCUGAUAGGCUGAAUGUAAAAAUGUCGUGAAGCAAAGUAAAAGGUUGUUCUCUGUUACUACUAAAAAAAAAAUGGGUGAACUAAAGACAUAUAAACCCGUUUUUGUCUAAUUGACAGGCGACACAUUUACCUGCUGCUGCUGCUGUUGUUGUUAAACAGAUCUGUUUCCACUUCUUAUUUCAGCUCGAGCAGAAGAAUUCAGUAGAAAAACAAGUCACGACGCACCUGAAAGACCAAUUGUUUUCAUAAAUAAUGUGAUUUUCCGGCCAGCCGACAUACAGUAAAAGAGGCCCCUUGCUGCCUGCAGGUCUUGCUCAUGCGGUUGGGGGGACGUGUAUGAACAGUCUGCUGUGGGAAGUGGAAACUGCUCGUGCAGCAUAAGAGCGCGUCUAUGUACUCAAGUCAAAAUCUCACAGACUUCCAGUCCAAACACACAAUAUGCACCGUUUUCCAAAACAUGUAGACGUACUGCACGGAACUGCUUGUGUUUCACCGUAGUAAGAAACGUGUUGUUCACACUAUUUAAACUUGAGUUUAUUCUUUGAGACGAUUUGUGUUCAUGUAAAAAAUGUUGUCUAAUACCAAUGAAGGAUUUUCUUUUGUCAAAAGAAGUGGUUUUAUUUUAAUUAUGUCCUCAAAGAUACUGCAAACACUGUUAUAAAGCUACACAAAAACUUAUUUACACACCAAGUUUUACUGUAAUAUUAUUAAUUAAUAUUAAUCUGAUUUGCAAUACAGAAGUGACAACACACAUUAACAGUUAUAUUUCAGUGAAGUUUAUAAUGCAAGCGCCUUGAUUACAGUUUUAAUACAGUUCACUAUCUAUUCUUUGCAUCACUGUUAGUUCAUUAACUGUUCUAAUCAUGUACAAUACAAAGUUACUAUGGUUACAAUGCCGUUUAAUAUAUUCACAGAGUUCACAUCCUCCAUCACGUUAUUGGAUAUUUACUUAUCUUUGACAUAUUUUCCAUUCAUUGUUUAUGCAGUAAAGAAGAUAACCUCCAUAUUGACAUUUUUGUUGUAUUGGAUUGUGUGAAAUAGCAUUGAAUCUAUGUGUUCCAGUCUGUUGUGGUGUUUUAAAAUGGUUUCAGUGCCGUCUGGAACAGCAAAUAUUUUUAAAAUGUGAAAAACCAACAAGACUGUCUAUUAGGACGAUACAAGACGUCUUAUUCCAUGUGUUAAAUAAACCAUCCAAGUGUAGAAAAUAGUCGUUGGCAACGAGCAACUUGAGCACAGCGUUGGUGGUUUUACCGUAAAACUAGUAGAGCUUUUAGGGUUUUGCAAUUGGUUCAACUGACCUCGUUCUUAUUCACUAAAAAGGAAAACAAACAUUUGUCUGGUGAUGGACGUCAGUGUGCAUUUUCUACAGGGGGAUGUUUUCUUUAACAUUGGUAGUUCUUCAUAAAACACUUCCUCUUGAUUACAACAUGGACCACGCGGCUCUCUCCUGUACAGCACGCUACAUUGUAUCAGUGUGCUACUUUAGAAUACAGUGAGGUGUCAUUAUACAGUCUACAUUAAAGCUAUUUAUAACAAAACUGUC